Molecule: messenger RNA, 971 nt
Organism: Talaromyces proteolyticus
Lineage: Eukaryota; Fungi; Ascomycota; Eurotiomycetes; Eurotiales; Trichocomaceae
Product: putative 60S ribosomal protein L25
Exons: 2
Coding region: 97-804 (235 amino acids)
Cellular component (GO): mitochondrial large ribosomal subunit
Molecular function (GO): structural constituent of ribosome
Source: RefSeq, a predicted model, not a curated record
GAAAAAGACAUCUUACCCAUCCAUCACUAGUGAACAUCCAGUCAAUCGACAGUCUGCCACCGGAGCGAGGACCUCUUCUCCUUGUGAACUGGCAAUAUGUCAGCCACCCUAGCAAUCAAGUCGGAAGCCAAAUCGGCAGCCAGGUCGGCGGCUAAACUGGCAGGGACAGGAAAGAAUGGUGUCGUCUCACUUCUUCCUCAACGUCUACUCAACUUCUUCGCUAAAUACCCCCCGGAAAAUUACUCGGCAGCCACAUCUCCCGUCAAGAAGAUGCCACCCGGCGUAGCCAACACAUUGAAGGAAGCAGAUGCCGAAGCAGUGUCUGGUGAAUCAACAACAUCAGAACUGGCAGAAUUGCCCUCUCCUUACACACCGAACCGAGACGCAAAAGGUGUGAAACGAGACCCGACAGUAUGGUCGCCGUCGAAAGCAUUGCUUUACACAUGCAAGGAAUUCCCCAACCCUUUCCUCCCAUCAAAGAAUCCCAAGGGUGAAUGGUGGGCGCCAAAGUUUGGCCUCCGACAACAGGCCGAUCUAGUGAAACUUGCGAAGAAAUACGGAGUGGAGGAGCUAUUACCAUCAGGACGCAAAUCGACUAUAUUCAAAGAGACUCGUCGUCAGGAGCGCGGCCUGGCCAUCAAGGGUACUGGUAUCGGCCAGAAGGUCAAGGGUCACAAGUGGGAGAGAACAAUGGAGACUCGACUCGAAGAGAGAAGGAAAGCUAUGAUGGAAAUGCCAGAGCUUAUCAGAUUAUGGAAACAGAGAGGUCACGGACGAGGAUGGAAGAAGUGGCCGAAGCGGUAAUCGCUUACACGGUCUUGUUUCAUUUUUGAUCUUAUUUUGUCGCUCUACCUCGCAUGUCUAUUGGCGAAUUAUCAUGUUCAGAAGGGUUUGGUUGUAUUAUAUUGUGUAAAUCUACAAGAACAAUUGGAGUAUAUUUUCUUACAUGCAAUACAUUGACAAAGUUAUAU